AUGGAACAAUCGCGCGAGGAAUAUAAAUAUUCAAGUGUGUGUAGUGAUCCUACGAAAUCUUCAUGGCUACCCUUGCUAAGACAGAUGUAUGUGUGUAGCGGAGUGACAUCGUACUUCUUCAUUUAUGGAUUAUUUUUUGGUGCCCCGACAGUUUAUGUACCACAAAUACGGAAAGAGGCCAACUCCACUGAAGCUAUUAGUAUGGAAACGAUGUCGUGGUUGUUGUCAAUCUCGAGUUAUGGAUCACUACCAUGGGCGAUAAUAUGUCCCAUAAUUGCAGAACGGUAUGGGAGAAAAGUACCAUACAUUAUUUUAUGGGUGAAUACAAUGGUAUGCUUCAAACAAUACAAAUAGGAGUCUCUAUUAUGGUACUCACAG
This is a messenger RNA of Pararge aegeria (speckled wood butterfly), 378 nucleotides long. RefSeq lists its product as uncharacterized. The transcript is spliced from 4 exons. The record is from RefSeq and is a predicted model, not a curated record. Lineage: Eukaryota; Metazoa; Arthropoda; Insecta; Lepidoptera; Nymphalidae. The coding region runs from base 1 to 354 and encodes 117 amino acids.